Messenger RNA from Girardinichthys multiradiatus, 521 nucleotides. It is a transcript of the gene lamtor4, whose product is annotated as late endosomal/lysosomal adaptor, MAPK and MTOR activator 4. Gene Ontology annotation, biological process: positive regulation of TOR signaling; cellular response to amino acid stimulus. The coding region runs from base 134 to 436 and encodes 100 amino acids. Gene Ontology annotation, molecular function: guanyl-nucleotide exchange factor activity. NCBI's taxonomy places the organism in Eukaryota, Metazoa, Chordata, Actinopteri, Cyprinodontiformes, Goodeidae. Gene Ontology annotation, cellular component: lysosome; Ragulator complex. The transcript is spliced from 4 exons. The record is from RefSeq and is a predicted model, not a curated record.
GACGGUUCGGAUCAGCAGCCUUGGUCAUGUGAGCCGCUGCGUCAGUGGUCACGUGAGGGUCACGCAGCGGCAGUAGGCGGAAGUGAAGCUUGCAGAUUGUGGAAAAAAACAAACAGCGGCAGGAGCUUACAGAAUGACGACGGCUGCUCUGACGGCGGGUCUGGAGCGGAUUCCGGAUCAGCUCGGGUACCUGGUCAUCAGUGAGGACGGAGUUCUGGCUUCUGCAGGUGAGCUGGAGAACGAUGAGCACACUGCAGGCGUGAUCAUGCAGAUGGUUCGAACGGCCUGUCGCUUCAGGUUAUCUGGAUCUGCAGAGGCCCCCUUCAAACGCAUGUCAGUGAUCCUGGAGGACUUUGUGUACGUGGUGACAAUUUCAGGUCAGAAGGUGUUUGUGGUCAAACGUCAGAACAGCCAGCAUGAGCCCGUCAACGUGUAGGGAGGUCAGGAGGAAGAAGAUGGUGUCUAUUUGUGAUUGUUUUGUAUGUUUAAGUUGUCUAUAAAAUAAAAUGUUUAAAACUCCA